Zerene cesonia (dogface butterfly) is the source of this 2278-nucleotide messenger RNA. Its product is annotated as phospholipase A1-like. The record is from RefSeq and is a predicted model, not a curated record. Bases 137 to 1210 code for a protein of 357 amino acids. The transcript has 5 exons. Lineage: Eukaryota; Metazoa; Arthropoda; Insecta; Lepidoptera; Pieridae. Gene Ontology annotation, molecular function: lipase activity.
CUUCAUUUCGUUACUUCACUCGCAUCUAACGUUAAACAUUUUUAAUAAAAUUGAUUAAAAUAUAUAUAAGAAUCUGUUGUGUUGUGCUUUGUGGUGCGGUGUGUGAUUUUGUGUUUUAAGAACAGGAACGACCACGAUGCGAUUAAUACUAACAUUGUUAUAUUUCACAACUCUGACGAACUGUUUCGACCCAAAGCCUGAUAUAGGAAGACCCGUGGGACUAAUACCUGACUGUCCAGGAGUCCAAAAGAACGCGACGAUCACCGCCGACUCCCUCCCAGCGUUGCAAGUGACCAUACAGAGGGUCACGCCAACUGGCGUGUAUCGUAGGACCCUCCCCGUUGCGUCGGCGGUGAAAUCUAUACUUAAUGAUAAGAAUUUCGAUCUCAAGAACAAGAAGACAGUCCUAUAUGCAGUGGGAUUCUUGGACAGUUCCAUUUUCCUCCACAACCAAGCAGUAGGCAAUACGUACUCUAAAAUGGGCUACAAUGUUCUGGUCACUGACACUAUGCCGUUUUUAUCGUAUAUCUACCCGAAAUCAGUCCGCCUAGUUCGCGUGAUCGGCAGAAAAUUCGGCGAAUUCCUCGUCAAACUAACAGAACAAGGUCUCCCGCCAGAGAAGUUGGAACUCAUGGGGAUGUCCCUCGGCGCUCACAUAGUGAGUCACGCCGCCAAAUACUAUUACACCGCUACAGGCCUCAAACCGUCGCGUAUCACGGGCAUAGACCCCGCCGGACCCUGCUACCGAGGUCUUCCGAUAGAAGAAAAGCUCUGGCACACAGACGCACACCGUGUCGAUGUUCUGCAUACAAAUAUAGAUGGCUUCGGUAUAGCGGAACGUUUGGGACAUAUAGACUUCUACGCGAACGGGGGAGAGUACCAACCCAGUGAUAUUCCUUACAUCCCUUGCCUGGUUGUGUGCAGUCAUAUAAGAGCUUUAAUCUAUUGGUGGUUAGCGUUAGAAAACCCCAAAAAGUUCAUUGCUGUGAAGUGCGAUUCGAUACAAGACGCAAGGUCUGCCAACUGUUACAAUGGUACUGUGCUGAACUAUCUAGGCUUGAAUACCGACUUUAAAAAGGAGGGUAUUUAUUAUUUGCCGACACAUAAUGAGUUCCCGUAUUACAGAGGGAAGGAAGGGCUUAAAGCUGAAAAUGAAAUUUAUUCAUCUACCAGUAGGAAAAUUAAUGCUGACGAUUAUUUCACGACGUAGAAUUGUAUUACAUUUUCCGAAUUGAUGCUGGGUAUAUAUCCCCAUGCCAUAUUGUCGAAGUCAAUAAUAUUUUCUUCUAUAAACGUAAUAGAGUCCCAGAAAUUAAUAGUUAUAGAACAAUAAUUUUUGUUUAAUAUGAUUAUGUAUUAUUAUUGAAUCUAUAACAUUUCGUGUUGUGAACCUAAAUUUUAUAAAUAUUUUCUUUACCUUAUUUCAUACACUACACGAGUAUUACAAUAACAAUACAAUAUUUAUAUUUUUAUUAGUUAAUACAAAUUCUGUUUGUGAUACUAGAUAGAAAGUCUAGAUUUUAGUUUUGGUUUUAGUUAUAUCGGAAGGUUUCCUCCACCAAAAAAGGUGUGUGUGCGAUUCACACAUGAUAGAAGUGAAACUUCUGUAAAUCGUAGUAUGUAUAUUUCUGUCUCAUUCUUUGCCGGUUUCAUUCUACACAUUUUUGUAUUUGUGUCUCUUACCUGUCGUUUUUUCCGUUGCAUCAGGUUUGAAAUCACAACGAUUCUAAAGAAGUUUCACUUCAAUAAUCUAAUGUUAGCAAAGUUUAGAACUUUUUAAGGAUUCAAUUUGUUCUCGCUGCGGAAUUCUUGCUAUUUUAUUUAAGCACAAUUUAUGAUAUAACGCUUCGUUAAUAGAUUAAUUCACUAGUGCUACACAAUAGUCCACAGAGUGGAGCAAAUCAUCGAAAUAUAGUGAUAAUAUCCGGUAAUUAAUAAUUUAUGUGUUUACACAUUGACUUGCAUUUAUAAUUUAGAUGUACGUGUAUUAUGAUUCAUUUUCACAAUAUUGUGCAUAAGAUAUAUCAUGCGUAUAAGUGGGGUAUAAUAAAUGAAAUACAAUUUCAUGUGUUGUGCUGAUGCCAUAUAUAUAUUAAACAAUAAUUUAUUUUGUUAUAUAGAAAGUAGGUUGCCAUAAAUAUGUACCGUAAAAGAAGGUAGAAACCUUAUUUGUUAUUUUUUUUUGUACGUCACAUUAAAUUUAAAUUAAAACUAGCUGUGACCCGCGGUUGAAACCGCGAAAGUCCGUAUCCCGUAGGAAUAUCGGUAUAAAAAGUGC